Messenger RNA from Alternaria atra, 1611 nucleotides. RefSeq lists its product as uncharacterized. The coding region runs from base 1 to 1611 and encodes 536 amino acids. The transcript is spliced from 5 exons. Lineage: Eukaryota; Fungi; Ascomycota; Dothideomycetes; Pleosporales; Pleosporaceae. The record is from RefSeq and is a predicted model, not a curated record.
AUGGAAGUUAAAGAAGAUGAGAAAGCAUACAGAUCUGUAUCGCAGUGGUUUCCUAACUCUGAGUGCAUGAAGCGUUUGCCAUUACCCCAGUUCGUUGCCGAACACAAUGUUGAUAUAAGCAAAAAGCUCAAGCGCACAGGGCUCGGGAUCAAAGCAGAGCUUACAAGUAUCCUUAACUCGGUACCGCAGAAAAGUAAUGCUGCAGUGACGGCGCCGAAACAAGAGAGUAAUCUGAUGGAUUCGCUGAAUGCUAUUCCGCUCGAUGUCUUGUUGACCUACGUUCAUAAACAAGCUGAAGCUCUUGAAACUGCGCAUACUGCUCUCGACCAGAGCCGGUCUAAGGGAAUUCGCAAAGCCUGGUCGAAGACAGAAGAAUUCGUGGUUCAGUUCGAUAGAUUCCUCAACGCUUACUCCGGCAUCUUGGGUAUUGUCACUUUAGCUGACGCUCAAUAUGGUGGAGUAGCUGGUGCGACACUUGCGUUGCUCUUUUCGACUGUGAAGCUCAAGAUCAAGAAUGAAGAGGCCAUCGUAUCCGCAAUGGUGCAGAUAUCUGAUCGUCUCCCGGAUUUGGCAGUGUACCGCAAGAUUUACCCCGAGCCCGAAUUGGGGAAGAUGCUUAUCGAAGCAUACAAAAGAAUUAUCCUUCUUGCGCGUGAAGCGACGUCGUAUUUCCUUGGGUCCACUUGGGGACGCCAACUGAUCAACUUUGGGAACCCUCUUAUGUUUGAGCUCAUGGAGCAGGAUAUGAGGAAGAUCCUCAGUCGUAUCCGGACGAGAUGCGAGGUUCUUUUGGCGCAACGAGUAGAUCAACUCGCAAACGAGCUCAAAGAUAUGCAAGAGCGCGAAGAUAGAAGUAUGGUCGUUUCACUACGCGAAAGACUGAAGAUUGGAAACUAUCGAACCGAAGAUGCUGCCUUGUCGCUGAAGCAAUACCGAGAAACGCUGGGGUCCAGCUUCGAUGACGACAGGCAUCGCUCAAAGCUACGCAAGUCGGAUCUCAUGGCUGAUAAUAGGGCUCGCUGCUGGCAAGAAGGCUCCUCUUGUCUAUUGAUGCUCUCGGGUCGGAACGAAGAAGGUGUCAGUGAGGUAGCAAUGUCUUGGCUAUCACCUGUAGCUGUUGAUAUCGUCCUCGAUCUGCUAUCUCAACGUCGACUGGUUGCCUUCGAGGUUUGUAUCAGAUCGAGUACAUUGCAGAAUACGCUGGCACGAUUCAUCUUCCAGCUGCUAGAAAAGAACCCUGCCGUGGUUCGCAGAGGCCAGGAUUGGUACGAUAUCGAGUCGCAUAUUGCUUGGGACGGAGAUUCAGAUGAAAGGACCCAGCAUCUUUGCAAAGCCUUACUCAAGAUCAUUGAUUUGCAGAAUGACGAGGUGUUCAUCAUCCUAGACAGGCCUGAGCUGAGUGACGAUGAUUCCGUCGGAGCUUUCGCUUCUAGCAUGCUCCACUUGGUCGAGCAGACGAAGGGUGUUUUGAAGGUUCUCAUCGUCCAUCGAGCUGAACUGUGGAACUGGGAGGAAAACCAGGGAAGCGUCAUCAAGAAGAGUACGAGACGCAACGUCUGCCAAGCGCUUCGCAUCGAUCAAUGUCGUCUGGGGAGUGAACAUAUUGAAUAA